Messenger RNA from Medicago truncatula (barrel medic), 626 nucleotides. RefSeq names its product translationally-controlled tumor protein homolog. Gene Ontology annotation, cellular component: cytoplasm. The coding region runs from base 77 to 583 and encodes 168 amino acids. Gene Ontology annotation, molecular function: calcium ion binding. The record is from RefSeq and is a predicted model, not a curated record. The transcript has 4 exons. NCBI's taxonomy places the organism in Eukaryota, Viridiplantae, Streptophyta, Magnoliopsida, Fabales, Fabaceae.
CCUAUAUUCUACUUAAUCUCACUUUCGCUAAUUAACUCUUUACAUACACACAAAAAGAAAAACAACAACCGCAACCAUGCUUGUUUACCAGGAUCUUCUUACAGGUGAUGAGCUUCUCUCUGAUUCAUUCCCCUACAAGGAAAUUGAGAAUGGGAUGCUAUGGGAAGUGGAAGGAAAGUGGGUUGUUCAAGGAGCAGUAGAUGUGAAUAUUGGUGCUAACCCUUCUGCUGAGGGUGGAGACGAGGAUGACGGUGUUGAUGAUCAAGCUGUGAAAGUGGUUGAUAUUGUUGACACUUUCAGGCUUCAGGAGCAACCAACUUUUGAUAAGAAGCAAUUUGUUACUUACAUGAAAAGAUAUAUUAAGUUGCUGACAUCUAAAUUAGAGCCAGAAAAGCAAGAGUUGUUUAAGAAGCACAUUGAAGCAGCAACUAAGUUUCUCCUCCCAAAACUCAAAGACCUACAAUUUUUUGUUGGAGAGAGCAUGCAUGAUGAUGGAAGUCUUGUAUUUGCUUACUACAAGGACGGUGCCACUGAUCCUACUUUUCUCUACUUUGCUUAUGGCUUGAAGGAAAUCAAGUGCUAGGCUCAUUUAGUUAUCAUCUAAAAAAAGAUUAUGUUCUUUAAUU